GCCAAACUAAAACCCUAGAUCUCCGUCUUAUUAAACCCAAAAGAAAGCCACUUCCUUUCAUCACUGUCGUCGUCUCUUAGCAGCAGCAUCGGCAGCAACCAGGGUGCCUUCUACUUGAUCUGUGAAGAUGUUCACCACAAGGAAGAAGAUCCAAAAGGACAAGGAUGCUGAACCCACUGAGUUUGAGGAGACAGUUGCCCAGGCGUUAUUUGAUUUGGAAAAUAGCAAUUCAGACCUGAAAAGUGAGCUAAAAGAUCUCUUCAUAAAUUCUGCAGUUCAAAUAGAUGUUGCUGGAAAUCGUAAAGCUAUUGUCAUUUAUGUUCCCUAUAGACUGAGGAAGUCUUAUCGCAAGGUUCAUCUUCGCCUUGUUAGAGAGCUGGAGAAAAAGUUCAGUGGGAAGGAUGUUGUUCUGCUUGCUACCCGAAGGAUCGUUCGUCCACCCAAGAAAGGUUCUGCUGUUCAGCGCCCCCGUUCCCGCACCCUAACUGCCGUGCAUGAAGCCAUGCUUGAGGAUUUAGUGUAUCCUGCUGAGAUUGUUGGAAAACGCACCAGAUACAGGAUUGAUGGGUCCAAAAUUAGCAAGAUCUUCUUGGAUCCCAAGGAGCGCAACAACACUGAGUACAAGCUGGAGUCAUAUGCUGGAGUUUACAGGAAGCUUACAGGAAAAGAUGUGGUGUUUGAUUUCCCCGUAACAGAGGCCUGAAGUUGAUUAUUUGUACUUCUUUUUUAUUCAAGAGUUCUAUAAUUGCAGCAGAUAGGAUCCUACUUAAAAUUUUGACUCUUGAAUUUGGUUGAAUGUCAUUUUGAAUAGGAUAAAACUUUCUUCGAUGUUUCUUUUACUAUGCACUUGAAUAUGGUUGAAUGUCUUAUGGAUUUUUUAUCAAAAAAUUCCUGCGGAUUGUUGGUUGUGGAAAA
Messenger RNA from Populus euphratica (Euphrates poplar), 915 nucleotides. Its product is annotated as 40S ribosomal protein S7-like. The record is from RefSeq and is a predicted model, not a curated record. The transcript has 6 exons. Gene Ontology annotation, cellular component: 90S preribosome; ribosome; cytosolic small ribosomal subunit. Bases 128 to 703 code for a protein of 191 amino acids. Lineage: Eukaryota; Viridiplantae; Streptophyta; Magnoliopsida; Malpighiales; Salicaceae. Gene Ontology annotation, biological process: translation; rRNA processing; ribosomal small subunit biogenesis. Gene Ontology annotation, molecular function: structural constituent of ribosome.